AGCUCAAUAGUUUAACUUCAAAAAUAAAGAAAGAUAAUCAACAUUUUAAUUCUGCAAUAAAUUAAAUCAGAAGUUGAAGGACACACACCUCUAUAUAUCCCUCAUCACUACACACGUAGAAAAGAGAAAGAGACACCAAACCAUCACAUAAAACAAAACAGAGCACAUAACCCAUUUUGUGUGUUUCUGCCUUUCUGUCUCCGCCAUGGAAGCUAAGAAGUCCAACUCCAACAAGAUCAGAGAGAUCGUUAAGCUUCAACAGAUCCUCAAGAAAUGGCGGAAACAAGCACAUGCAUCAACAACAGCCAACAACAAGGACGACAACAAUAGCAAUGGCGGAGGAAGCAAGGGCAUCAAGUUCCUGAAGAGGACACUAUCAUUUACAGACGCAACAGCCGUGCCUAAAGGGUAUCUAGCUGUCUCGGUCGGCUUAGAGAAGAAGAGGUACACAAUACCAACGGAAUACCUUAGCCACCAAGCUUUCCAUGUUCUUCUGCGCGAAGCAGAAGAAGAGUUUGGGUUUCAACAAGCCGGUGUCUUGAGGAUUCCUUGCGAAGUUGCUGUUUUCGAGAGCAUGUUGAAGAUAAUGGAGGACAAGAACGAAGGGUACCUGGUGACGACAACAACGGCUAAACAGGAUUGUAAAUUCAACACAGCAGCUGAUGACAAGACGAGAUAUGGGCAUCCAUCUGGUUGCCCUCCGACUCCUUCACACCAACCUCACAGCCCAAUGUGCAGAUAGUUUCCUUCGUUAAUAAUGCUUUGCUUCUGUGUCUUCUUCCUCUCUUGUUGACUUGAGCCAUUCUGCUUAUUUCCAUCAUCCCACUUUUUCUCUAGGGAUUUGGAUUUGUGUGGUUAUGUAACUUCUGAGAGGUUUGUCAUUUCUGCUUAUUUCCAUGUACAAACGGAUCAUUGUAACUGAAAUGAGAACCUCUAUUCCUGGUUUCUCUACUCUGUUUUAAGUUUUUGGUGUAAUCUUGUACACAAGAACUAAUAUAAUACUAUAUACAGUUUAUAAUA
Messenger RNA from Raphanus sativus (radish), 1020 nucleotides. RefSeq names its product protein SMALL AUXIN UP-REGULATED RNA 9. Gene Ontology annotation, biological process: response to auxin. The transcript has a single exon. Lineage: Eukaryota; Viridiplantae; Streptophyta; Magnoliopsida; Brassicales; Brassicaceae. The record is from RefSeq and is a predicted model, not a curated record. Bases 206 to 742 code for a protein of 178 amino acids.